AUGGAGUGCUCCGGCUGUCACAAGACUUUUCCAUCAGUAAAUAGUGGUGUUAAAGGCCAACAAUGGUGCGACGACUGUUUCAACUUUAAAACGUGUGAAUAUUGCCAUAAAGUGAUCAACAGAAACAUGUUAAGCUUAAAGACUUACCAAGGAAAGGAUUAUCACAUGGAGUGUUUCAAGUGUUGUUCCUGCAAGAAUCGUCUCCGCAAAGACCCGAUCGUAGUCGGCUCGAAGUUUUAUUGCCAAGACUGUGGUCAACCCUGCCCAAAGUGUGGCAGACCAAUAGGUAAAGAGUUUAUGGAGCUGUUCGACAAGAAGUUCCAUGAACAGUGUGUGACGUGUUGUAAAUGUGGUCGUGGGAUAGCUGACGAGCAAAUAUUCGAAUGGCAAGGACAACCCGCUUGUGCUGUAUGCAUCGAGUUGUUAGACGUCUAA
Molecule: messenger RNA, 435 nt
Organism: Entamoeba invadens IP1
Lineage: Eukaryota; Evosea; Mastigamoebida; Endamoebidae
Product: LIM domaincontaining protein
Exons: 1
Coding region: 1-435 (144 amino acids)
Cellular component (GO): nucleus; Z disc
Molecular function (GO): transcription coregulator activity
Source: RefSeq, a predicted model, not a curated record